AUGGUUGCUGAACUUGGACAAUAUGUUCAUGCAAUUGGGACGGAUUCCUGCAAUUCGAUGGAACCCCGAAGUAUCAAAGCGAUUUACAUUGAACCUACAAAGGGACAACGUACUGGGCACCAAGUGCUCAACCUCAAUACUAAGAAGAUGAUUUCCCGACCCAAGGGCGUUGUACUACCCGUAACCGACCAAGUAAUCCAGCGUGUUGAAGCUUGGGCUGCUACCAAAGGUGUUACUUCCAUGAUGGAGACAUUUCAAGAUGGCGAUCAAAUCGCAGGAGUGGAUGACAGGGAACAAGGUUACUUAGAAGAAGCCUUUGAUCAGGACUAG
Molecule: messenger RNA, 330 nt
Organism: Cylindrotheca closterium
Lineage: Eukaryota; Bacillariophyta; Bacillariophyceae; Bacillariales; Bacillariaceae
Source: the annotation of a GenBank genome assembly